Oncorhynchus masou masou (cherry salmon) is the source of this 1436-nucleotide messenger RNA. RefSeq lists its product as uncharacterized. Lineage: Eukaryota; Metazoa; Chordata; Actinopteri; Salmoniformes; Salmonidae. The record is from RefSeq and is a predicted model, not a curated record. The transcript has 13 exons. Bases 11 to 907 code for a protein of 298 amino acids.
UCUCAGCAGCAUGGCAGCAUUAGGACUCCUAUGGCUUCUGAGCUCCAUAGCAUCCAUCCUUGUCAACUGUGAAGAUGCAACAUCUGAACACAAAAAGAUCUACCCAGCAAAGAUAUUUGGACCAUCUAGCGUGACUGAAGGGGUAAACAUCCAUUUUAAAUGCAGCACUACUGGCAUCAGAGGACAUGAGGACAAGUUACAUUUUUACCUUUGCAAGAAUGGAGUUGGGAUAAGAAUUGCACUGCCGGAGAAAGAUAAAGAUGACGCUAUUUUCGACAUGAAGAAUGUCACAAGAGAAGACUCGGGCAACUACAGCUGUGUGUACACCAGAGAUAAACUUGUACCCAGUCACUUGGAGUCAACAGGGGAGAAUUUGGUUGUCUUUCAGGUUGAUGGAGAACAGAAAGAGGGAGGACAAGGGAGAGCAAGACUGGCAGCAGCUUUGGUCCUGUUUCUGACGCUGUCUGUACUGCUGUUAGUGUGGAGGUACUGGGGAAUCCUGAAACAAAUGAUAAGCAUUGACCAUCAACCAAGUGAGAAUCAGGAUACGGAUCAAACAUACAGUCUAAUCUCAGUUGUACCAGUCGCAACUGGUGUAAUUGAGGACCGCUUUGAUGGUGAUGAAGGACACUAUUCUAUGAUAGGUGACUGGAGAGGGCUGGAAUCGUCAGGGAGACUACGAAAGAAUCCUGAGCCCUUGGGUUCGCAAGGUGUGUCAGGAGGAAUGGGAUCGCUGGCUCAUCACUCUCCAACUGAUCCUACAGGAGAUGAGGCUCUGUACAGUGUAAUAACUAGAGUGAAAAGACCAGAAGAGCAGGGUGAAACUGCCAUCUAUGCCAAAGUGAAAACAAAGAAGGAGAAAGAAAAACAGGACCCUGUUUACAGUCUGUCAUUACAAAUACAGUAGUGCUAUACAGUAGUGCUAUACAGUAGUGCUAUACAGUAGUGCUAUACAGUAGUGCUAUACAGUAGUGCUAUACAGUAGUAUAUGACAUGCGAAAUGACAUGACAGAACAUGUGGUUUAUCUGCCCUUUUGGUCAUAGAAGUAUGGGGAUAUUACUACUGUACACCUAGGUGUAUGCUAAGAUGUGUUUUUUAAAAUACUGCUUUGGUUUUGAACAUAUUACUCUUUGAUGCAGUCUGCAGUCUGGGUGCUAUCUUUGAGCCAAGCAAAGAUGUAGAUGACAUUAUUCCACCUUUUAUUCAAUAAAAACAAACCAAGCUUGAAAUGAAAGCGAUAUAAAUUCAAACAAAGUGUUAGACAAUGUUUUCCACAUGCUUGUUAUGCCAACAUGGAAGUAUGAAUUAAGACACACAAAUGAAUGAUAAGACAAGACCGAGACAUGCAUAGAGAAAGAGAUGUGGACAAAGGAGAAUAUGUGGCAGGCUAAUGUGGUUACAGUGUUUCUAUAGAAAGCUCAGUCUAAUGGGAGAG